GCAAAGAGCAAAAGAACAACAGCAAAUAAGUGAAUUAAUCAUUUUGACCCUAGUGGUAGCUACCAGUAGCUAGGGAAUUCACACGUACCAAAAUGGGAGGACGUUGGGCCACCUAAAAUAUAGUAUAAAUUUGUCAAAUCUGUAAAGAUAUUCAAACACUUGUUGCUCGACACGUAGGAAAGUUCAUUGAACGCUGAGACAGGACUAAUGGCAGCAAUCAGGCGCAGUCUCGCACCAGGCAAUGCACCUGCCCUGCCUGCCAAUCAACGGCUUAGCUAUUGUCCUGUCUGGCAGGCAAGAGCGGCCCCAAAGGAGCCUCGACAGCUUUCUUUCCUCCUCAUAAAUGCCAACGCACGCACACUCCCGGGGCUUUGGCACAUUCGAUUUUUGUUGUUGCUGUGGCAGUGGCGCUGGCACUGGCAGUGGCAGUGGCAUCAAUUAAAUUCGAAUUGUUGCAGUGUCUUCGAUGGAUCUAUCAGGCAAUGUUCGUGCCUCCACCUUUGCCUUUGCCCCCAGGCUGUAGACUUGGCUAAUUGUUUAGGUGUGUGGCGGAGCACAGCAACACACCGCUCCACUUACUCCUCCUGCAAUCGCUGCAGGGCCAACGUCGCGUCCCCGUCUCCUCAAUGUGCCUGUGGUUGUCGCUUAACUUUUGCAUAUUUCGCACGGGCGGAGAGACGGGCGGGGGGGCAGAGAGAGCAACCAAAAACCACUCACUUGGCUGGCACGUGAAGCCAUUACGAUGGCAGGCAAUUAUGUGCGUGUUCCCUCCGCUGCUUUCUGGAUAGUCGGGCGGUGGCAGCGGUGCGGCAGCGGUGCGCUGGCGGGACAUACGCAAAUCACAAGCAACAAAAACAACAACAGCAAUGAAGAGCCACGAAAUGGGUUUUUAAUGCAAACGACUUUUCCCUUCAAAAGUUGCACACGGAGCACGGCCAAGGUGAAUGCACAGAACACUACAAAAAAGCAAAACAAAAUAAAAACAGAAAGAAACAAAAAACCACCACCGAUCAGCAGUGUGGUGAGAAAGUGUGUACACAUCAUCACAAUUUGUCUUUUUCUUUUGCGUAAAAUCGGCUUUAGGUUGUAAAUAGCAAAUAAAUGGCUUGUGUAUCUGAUAAUAAGGGAUUUUUGGCAUCAUCCUGAUCAUAAUUCGAAAUGCAUUUAAUAUUUCACCUGGAGUUAAACUUACUGGCUGAUCGUGUGCACGCGCGGCUUUCGUCUGAUGCAGUCAGCUCCGAAAAACAGAGAAAAUACAGCACAACUUUAAGCCAAUUCCUGCAUUUGAUGCCACUGCAUUUGGAUUGCUUUCAUUUGAAGCAUAUGCAAUGGACUCUAGUAAUUGCGGUGUACCGCCUGCAGCCCAGUAAAUCCAAUGUUUUGGUAUGUUUAGAAGCAGCAGCAACAAGCCAAGCCCAAGCCCAAGCCCCAUAUUCAUAUGCUGCAUGCGGAUUUGGAUGUGUGUCUGUCUGUCUGUCUGUCUGUCUGUCUAGCUGUCAGUCGUCCUGGUGAUGUGGUGGUAGGACGCCUUUGCCGUGGGGCCUAAACCAGGUACUGGGUACUGUAUAUUGCCUCCAAAAGAGCUUUAAAUAAACAAACUAAUAACAGAAAUCACGAAGCAAUAGGCAAUGGGCAAUAACUGAAUGUGGAAUGCGGAGCAGAGGAGGAACGGUGUGUGUGUGUGUGUGUGUGUGUCUGUGUGUGUGUGUGUGGAAUAAGGACAACGAGGCGACGCGACGCUAAGCGACUGUCUCCUGACUGCACCAUAGGUAGGUCUAUGGCAACCGCGCCAAUAUGUACAUAUACAUAUGUAUAACCCGAAUAAACAAACUAAUAAAACAUGCCCAGAGCAGACCCAGGACGAGGGCUUAGGCUUUAGCACCACACAGACCAAAACCAGACCAGACCAAAACCAGACCAGAACCGUUGCCAGUGCCCGUGCCAGAGGCAGUGCCAGCGCCCGAGACCGAAAAACAUUCGAUGAGGAAAAGACUGAACUGAAAAAAAAAUCAACCAAAAUUGAACCAAACAAAUUUUUGGGCGGAAGAGAGGAAAACCACGAGCCGAGUGGAUAGUAGAGGCAGCCACUGCAACGGAAACAGAGCGCGCGACUCAAGUGGAAAGUGAAGCGAACAGAAGCGGAAGAGGAGCAGCAGCAAUAACUGUAACUGUAGCUGUAGCUGUAGCUGUAACUGUAACUGUAUCUGUGGAAUCCAUAAUCCAACGUCCAGCCAAUGAAUUGAAUGCAAAACGCAAAUUAGAUAACCGAAACCAGGUGCAUCUCUCCUCCUUUUUGGUCCACGCCCCUUACUCCCGUAUUAUGCAACGCUAGGAAGCGCAGGCUCUGGAUAGACAGGAGGAGAAAAUUGGGAAAGAAUUUGGAAACCAUGUCGGAAGCACUUGCGGAAUCGCUCGCUCGGAUAGAACUAUUAUGAAACUCGAAGGUGGAAGUCGCACGCACGGCAACGGCCCAGGGUCUGGUGCAGGGGCAGGGACAGGCACAGGGACAGGCGCUGGUGCAGGUGCAAGGGCAAGGGCAAGGGCAGCCAAGGACAACAACGGCGACGGCGGCGGCAACACAUGCCAGGCGUCGCACGCUGAUCUCCAUGGCCAAAUGCCACAGCAGGCAGUACUCAACGCUCAAUGAAGAGUCGCCCGAGUCGCCCUCACCAUCGCCAGUGCCAGUGCCACAGCCAGUGCCAGCACCCGUCCCAGUUGCAGCUCCCGUCCCGUCGCCACAACAACAACAACAACAACAACAGAACUACUUACCUCAAACAUCUUUGCUGAAAAUCGAACCGUUCGUUCCUAGUUUUAAUCAACGACUUCGCCGGCGUCCUAUUGGUCGCUCCCAUAGCACCCUAAGCCACAAUGUCAUCGCACAGAAGCGUCAUCCAGUGCCCUCCACAGCGGCCGCAGCGGCAGCCCAAUACCAACAGCAGCAGCAGCAACAGCAGCAGCAGCAGUCGGAGCUGCAAGUGGGACAUCCCCAACAGCAGCAGCUGAAGCGCAACUACGGCACCGCCGCUCAGCUGCGAAAUCAGCAAAGGAAUCUGCAUCGUGGCGUGGGCAUCACACGUCAACGCUCCAAGUCGACGUCCUCCUCGGCGGCAUCGAACUGCCGCCCGGCAACGGCUGCUGUGACGCCCAACACGCUGGUGGGCAGCACGGGUGGCACGCUGGUGAGCGGAGCAAUUGUCACGCCGCAGCCGAAUGGCAUCUGUCGCAUCCAGCGGCUGGCCAAGGAGCGCGAGGAGCUGCCCGAUCGCAUCAACUACGAUCGUCGUGGCCUCACAGCCAUUCCCAUCUUCGAGCAGGAGCCAAAUCUGCGGCUGCUGUCGCUGCAGCACAAUCUGAUCAACACUUUCCACAUACCCAAGGAGCUGCCACCACCGCCGCCGCCGUCUGUGCCUGCUCCUCCGCCAGCAGUGGCCACGCCAAGGGAUGAGUACAACAAUCACUGCAAUGGGAACGCAAGGGAGAGCUCCGAUCUGGGCGGACACACGCGACGCUCUGGCCUGCGGGGUGGACAUCAGCAGCAGCAGCCGCGCCUGACGCGUGCCAUGACCAAUGCCGGAGCAAAUCAUCUGUCGCCCAAGGCUGGUGGUAGUCCGGGCAGUCCGCUGACCACCCAAGCGCUGGCCAUCAACGGCGGUGGAGCCGGAGGACGCUCGAAGCUGCCGAAGCGAGGCUACAACUACGGGCAGGCGCAGCUGGAGCCGCCGCCUGCGCUGCGAAUGCGCUAUGGCAUGGAGAAGUCGAAGAGCUUCAUGUCCAGCAGUCUGCAGGCGAUGAAGCACCAGCAGCAGCUGAUGCAGCGCAGGGCCAAGCUGAAGGCCACAGGCGGAGCACUGGCUGGGAGCAUACUGCAGAGCUGCGACGAGAGCAGCGCCCUGAAUGGCAGCACCCUGUCGCUGUGCGGCGGACUGGGCGAGGAGGAGGAGCCCAGCGUGGCCUCCAGCUGUGCGCUGGAGCAGCUGAGCAUCAAGAACAAGCAACUGAGUCUGAGCGCCAGCUACGGCAGCAUCUUCCAGCAGUUGGUCUUCCUCGAUCUGUACGACAAUCAGAUCGAGCGGAUAGCCAAUCUGGAUGGCCUGCCAGUGCUCUCGGUGCUGCUGCUGGGCAAGAACCGCAUCACGGACAUCGGUGGACUGGCCUCGCUGAAGGACUCGCUCCGCGUGCUCGACCUGCACGGCAACAAGCUGACGACGCUGGGCAGCCGCAUCAACUGUCUGCAGCAGCUCAAGUCCCUCAAUCUCGCCGGGAAUCAGAUACGGCAGAUCAACCAGCAGGACUUUCUGGGCCUGCGCUGCCUGCGGGAGCUCAACCUGAAGCGGAACAAGCUGCGGCGCAUCAACGGAUUCCAGCAUUUGGUGGCCCUGGAGCGGCUGUGGCUGUGCCACAACGAACUGCACAAAGUGGACGACAUGGCGAGCAUAGCACGCGCCUCGCGGCUGCUCGAGGUGACCAUCGAGAACAAUCCCGUGUCGCUGGCCGGCGACUGUGUGUCCUUUCUGGUGUCGUAUCUGCCGCUGCUGCAGUCCCUCAGCCAGAUGCCCAUCACGGAGCAGGUGAGACGCGCGGCGCUCGCCUGGCGCCAGCACAAGGAGCAGGCCCAGUCCACGCACGGCAGCUCCGAGGCGUACCACAGCAUCCGCCGGGAGGAGGUCAUCUCGAAUGCGCGCACCAACUGGGAGCUGCUGCGUUCCCAGCAGACCAUGGGCCGCCCCAAGAGCCGCCUCACCAGCGAACUGGCCAAGAUCAACGAGUCCAACGAGGGCACUGCCAACGAGGAGCCCGAAACAGAGUCCGAACAGCCCAAGGAGGAGCUGCAGCUGGACGAGCUGCAGGCACUGACCAAGCUGCCGCCCAUCGCCAAGAAACUGCCAGAGGAGGAGGGCGUCUCAUCGGAGGCCUCCAGCCUGGGACCGAAUGUGGACUCGUGCUCCAGCUGCUACAGCAGCGACAACGAGGAGGGAGGAGCAGGCACCAGCAGCAGCAGGAACAAACCCCCGACGACGCCGCAAAUGAAGAUCGAUGAGAACUGCAACAGGGUGCUGGAAGGAGGAGUCGAUUCGCCUGUGCCUCCACCGCAAGACGCAGCAAAGACAGCGGCAGCAUCGCCCUCACCGCCAGCUCUAACGCUAACGCCACCCGCCGCUCCUGGCACGCCUGUGCCGUGCUCCACGCCCACACCGCCAGCGCCAGCAUCCAACACAGCCACGCUGCCAGUGCCCACGGGCAACACAGGGAGCUCGAGCGGCAGUCGUCCGGCCAGCAGUAAGCAGCGUCCGAGGCAUGCGCCCAUCACGCAGCUGGGACUUCAGAUAAAUCGUGGUGGAGGAGGAGGAUCCUCCAAGCGGUACAUGCCUGGGAGUCUGGUGAGAGCUCAGACCGUGAGCAGCAGCACCAGCAACAGCAGCAGCUCCAACAGCACGGGACGGGCGAAGGCCACGCCCAAUGCGCUGUCUGUGGUGCCAACGCAGAGCAAGGCAGCGACGGCGGGGACAAGCGGCAGUGCUGGGCAACCCUCUGCCGCAGCAGCAUCAAGCGGAGCAACGGCAGCAGCAGCUGGAGGAGGAGGAUCAGCAGCCACACCUGCAGCAGCCAUCACCGUUUCGAAGCCGAGUGCAGCGGAGCGAGAGCGGGAGCAGGGCGGCGACUACCUAAUCGAGAUCUGCGGCCGUUACCUGAACAUCUAUGGCCAGGGAGCGCUGCGCUUCAUCGACAAGCAGUGGAACCCGGCCAAGGCCAACGACGUGCACACGCUGAACUUUAGCUACAUCAACUUCAACAGCAUCGUGUCCAUUCUGGGCAGGAUCAAGCUGCGCUUCCCCCACGCCGAGCACUUUGUCUUCCGCGAAACGAACAUCAGCUGCCUCGGCCAGCUGAAUGGACUGGCGGAGCUGCAGGGCCUGGGCAGCCUGCUCAUCGAUGCGGAGGGCAACGGCAUCACGGCGAAGGUGUCCUGGAGAGCGUACGCCAUCUACAGGCUCUCCCACUGGGGCCUGAAGCAGCUGAACGGCCAGGAGGUGACCGAGGCAGAGGUAGAAGCCGCAAAUGCCAUGUAUGCCGGACUCUCCGAUCUCGUGCUGUGGUCCAUGCCCGAGGUGAUGCUGCAGCCGCUGCUGGCCCGCCUCCGCCUGGACGAAACGUGCACGGCCAGCAAGCUGUCGCCCAAGGAGUGGCUCCUGCGGCCAGACAAUAAAUCCCUGCGCCUCGUCGUGGGCAAGGAAGCGCUGCAGUGGAAGAAGAAUGCAGCCACAGCGCCCCCAGUCAGUGCCACGCCAACGGCAGCAACAGCGACUGAGAGUGGAGCCAAUGCUCUGGCGUGCAGCGCCAGGGAUCGGGGCAGGCAGCACUUUGCCCUGCUGCUGGAGAACACCUGCAAUGCGGUGGAGAAGCUGCACAAGCUGGAGACGCUCUGGCCGAGCAUGCUCAUCGAUAUUGUGCGCAAUACGCUGCUGGACUACGCACAGCUGGACGUCUAUCUGCGUAAUCUCAUGUGUGAGUUGAUGAAGUGAGGCGAGAAAGGUACUGGUUUGAGUGGAGUUUGUAGGCUUAUUAGUUAGAGGAGCACCAACCCGCAGCGAUACGCUCCUAGGCAUUUACAUUCGACCAAUCCCAUUCGUGUAAGGCAUACAGGCAGGCAGGCAGGAGGCAAUAUCUGCAUACAACUAGUCCAAUUUU
Drosophila subobscura is the source of this 6690-nucleotide messenger RNA. RefSeq lists its product as uncharacterized. The coding region runs from base 2607 to 6524 and encodes 1305 amino acids. The record is from RefSeq and is a predicted model, not a curated record. The transcript has 3 exons. Gene Ontology annotation, molecular function: protein binding. NCBI's taxonomy places the organism in Eukaryota, Metazoa, Arthropoda, Insecta, Diptera, Drosophilidae.